Magnolia sinica is the source of this 1664-nucleotide messenger RNA. RefSeq names its product transcription factor-like protein DPB. Gene Ontology annotation, biological process: regulation of transcription by RNA polymerase II; regulation of cell cycle. Bases 323 to 1378 code for a protein of 351 amino acids. The transcript is spliced from 11 exons. Gene Ontology annotation, molecular function: DNA-binding transcription factor activity, RNA polymerase II-specific; RNA polymerase II transcription regulatory region sequence-specific DNA binding. The record is from RefSeq and is a predicted model, not a curated record. Lineage: Eukaryota; Viridiplantae; Streptophyta; Magnoliopsida; Magnoliales; Magnoliaceae. Gene Ontology annotation, cellular component: nucleus; transcription regulator complex.
CGCGCCCAACCGCCCCGUACUCGCGCGUGGCGUCAGGAUUUCCUCUCCGUACGUCUCCUUCCUCUCCAAAAGGCCUCUCUCUUAUUUCCUGACAACUCCUUCACUGAAGCUCCAUCUCUCAUCCGGCGAUCUGUACUUCCAUUUCUCGCUAUUAAACCCAAAAUCGGUCCCAGCAUUCAUUCACACUGAAAUAUUGUGUAUGCGGUGAGAGAGUGAGAAGUGCCCAUUUAGUGUUCUUCGGCCUUUGCCAAUAGCUGUACCGGAUGCCCCAUCUCUGUUCAUGUCCAAGGCGCAUUUCUUCAAUUGGAAGCCUUCAUAAGGAAUGGUGACUGGCAUGAAUCAUCAUGAUGAUGGGGGAAAGAACCCAUCAAGCUUUUCAAAGGGUGCGACUAGGUCAUGGGGGACAUCGACACUUUCUGGGCAAUCAAUCUCGACGAGUGGAAGCGCAGGGUCCCCAUCGAGCCGAAAUGAACUGGUGAUAACGACACCAGCGAGUGAGAACACUUUCAUCAGGUUGAAUCAUUUGGACAUUCACGGAGAUGAUACUGGAUCACAAGGUACCAUCAGCGGUAAAAAGAAAAAGAGGGGCGCACGGGCAGUAGGUGCUGAUAAAGGUGGUAGGGGACUCCGCCAAUUUAGCAUGAAAGUCUGUGAGAAAGUUGAAAGCAAAGGUAGAACCACUUACAAUGAGGUUGCAGAUGAACUCGUGGCUGAAUUUGCAGAUCCUAGCAGUAGUCUUGCAUCUCCAGAUCAGCAACAGUACGAUGAGAAAAACAUACGGCGGAGGGUGUAUGAUGCCCUAAAUGUUCUCAUGGCAAUGGAUAUUAUAUCAAAGGAUAAAAAGGAAAUACAAUGGAAGGGCUUGCCUCGCACUAGCCUAAAUGAUAUUGAAGAGUUAAAGGCAGAACGCAUUGGACUAAGAACUAGGAUUGAUAAGAAAGCAGCAUAUUUGCAAGAAUUGGAGGAACAAUUCAUAGGUCUUCAAAACCUGGUAGAGCGGAAUGAACAAUUAUAUGGUUCAGGAAAUGCCCCUUCGGGUGGAGUGGCCUUACCUUUUAUCCUGGUUCAGACUCGUCCGCAUGCCACUGUUGAGGUGGAAAUUUCAGAAGAUAUGCAGUUGGUGCACUUUGACUUCAAUAGCACCCCUUUUGAGCUGCAUGAUGAUGCUUAUGUUCUCAAGGCAAUGAGAUUCUGUGAAAGACAGCAAAGUGAUGGGGCCCAUGAAUCUACCACAAAUGUGGAUGGAAGCUCCGCCAGCAUGCUUAGCAUGUAUCAACAGCACGUGCCGCAUCCACCAAGGUCCAAUGCCAUGGGUAAGCUGCCUGUUUCACCUCCUGUUCCAGGUAUCUUAAAAGCACGUGUCAAACAUGAGCAGUAGUCUGUAAUAUUAAUCCUAUAUGCCCACCUCUUCUCUUUCUCUGUAUCUUGUAAAGUUAUUCAUAGAAAUCCGUUAAUCUCAUGCUCGUAGUCAGCUUGAUAGCUUUAAAACUUGUGAAAGGACCAAAGCUUUCUCAGACGAUCCUAAUCAACUAUCAAAUGGUUCUCAGUGUAGCAUUAUGUAGACAUAAUUUGGGAAUGUAACGAUGGAUAAUAUUCUUUUGUCAUUACAGUAGAGAUGAGUUUUAUCACAUAACUGAAAGAGAGUUAUUGUUCAUGAUUCCAAA